GCAGGUGGGAGGCCGCGGGCGCGGGAGGGGCCCCUGGAAGGCCGUCCUCCUCCUCCUUCUCCUCCUCCCAGGCCCCAGCGCGUAGCAUUCAGGGGCUCGCGAGGCCACUUCUCUUGCGACCAAGGCUCACAGCGCUGAGAGAGCGACCCUCGGCCCUGGGUCUGGGCGCCGGAGUUUCGCCGGCUGUGGGUCGCCGCUGCCCGGGGACCAGAGCGCGCGGAGCCGGAGGAAGGAGCGCUCACUCGUCCGCCGCCUAGCUGCCUCCCGGCGCUCGCUCUCCGGGCUCCUAGAUUUACUGGCUGCUCCUCCCACCCGCGCCCGCCUCCUAGCUCGCUCUCUCGCUCCAGCCGGUUUCCAAGCCCUUCAGUGGGCCCGGGAGAGUUAGGGGCAAGGGGCCAGGCACCAUCGCCGAGUCGAGGGCGGGGGUCCCGGCAGAGUUCAGCCGGCCCGGGAGGGGCUAUGUCCGGCGCGGGCGCAGCGGGAUCUGCUUGCAGCAAGUGAUCGGACGGCGUGGGCGGCCGCCUCCCGCCUCUGCCACCUGGGGCGGUGAGGACCCCGAGCCCGGAGCUCGGCUGGCGCGGAGAGCCGGCGCAAUGCACGUGCGCUCGCUGCACGCCGGGGCGCCCCAAAGCUUCGUGGUGCUCUGGGCGCCCCUGUUCCUGCUCCGCUCCGCCCUGGCGGACUUCAGCCUGGACAACGAGGUGCACUCGAGCUUCAUCCACCGGCGCCUCCGCAGCCAGGAGCGGCGGGAGAUGCAGCGGGAGAUCCUGUCCAUCUUGGGCUUGCCCCAUCGUCCGCGCCCCCACCUCCAGGGCAAGCAUAACUCGGCGCCCAUGUUCAUGCUGGACCUGUACAAUGCCAUGACGGUGGAGGAGGGCAGCGGGCCCGACGGCCAGGGCUUCUCGUACCCCUACAAGGCCGUCUUCAGUACCCAGGGCCCCCCUCUGGCCAGUCUGCAAGAUAGCCACUUCCUCACUGACGCCGACAUGGUCAUGAGCUUCGUCAACCUAGUGGAGCACGACAAAGAAUUCUUCCACCCACGCUAUCAUCACCGGGAGUUCCGAUUUGAUCUUUCUAAGAUCCCUGAAGGAGAAGCUGUGACAGCCGCUGAAUUCCGAAUCUAUAAGGACUACAUCCGGGAACGUUUUGACAAUGAGACCUUCCGAAUAAGUGUCUACCAGGUGCUGCAGGAGCACUUGGGCAGGGAGUCAGACCUGUUCCUGCUGGAUAGCCGCACCCUCUGGGCCUCGGAGGAAGGCUGGCUGGUGUUUGACAUCACGGCCACUAGCAACCACUGGGUGGUCAACCCCCGGCACAACCUUGGUCUGCAGCUCUCUGUGGAAACUCUGGACGGGCAGAGCAUCAACCCCAAGUUGGCGGGUCUGAUUGGACGGCACGGGCCCCAGAACAAGCAACCCUUUAUGGUGGCUUUUUUUAAGGCCACUGAAGUCCACCUCCGCAGCGCCCGCUCCACGGGGGGCAAGCAGCGCAGCCAGAACCGCUCCAAGACACCCAAGAAUCAGGAAGCUCUGCGGGUGGCCAACGUUGCAGAAAACAGCAGCAGUGACCAGCGGCAGGCCUGUAAGAAGCAUGAACUAUAUGUCAGCUUCCGUGACCUGGGUUGGCAGGACUGGAUCAUUGCUCCCGAAGGCUAUGCUGCCUACUACUGUGAGGGGGAGUGUGCCUUCCCACUCAACUCCUACAUGAAUGCCACCAACCACGCCAUUGUGCAGACACUGGUCCAUUUUAUCAACCCAGAAACAGUGCCCAAGCCUUGCUGUGCUCCCACUCAACUCAAUGCUAUCUCUGUCCUCUACUUUGAUGAUAGCUCCAACGUCAUCCUGAAGAAAUACCGAAACAUGGUUGUACGAGCCUGUGGCUGCCACUAGCCCCUCCUGGGAGUCAGACCCUGUUGGGCCAGCGUUUCUGCAUUCUUGAUCUCCCACACCCCAUGUAGGCAUGGAGCCAGUAGACCAAUCACCCUUUGCAAGACUGUCCCUAUGUCGUCAUCCGCCCCCCCCCCCACCUUUAAUGGUGUAGGAGCAUUAAGGAAUUUGAGAGGUCAGUGGCUUUUGAUCAUUUUUUCCCCCUCAAGAGCAUCCUGCAGGCAAGAUUCUACAAAUUCCUGAAGGCAAAACCUAAGAAGAUAAGCAGUCCAUGAGAAGAGAAGUCACCUGGGCACAGUCAUCAGUUGUGACAUCUCAGACAUGCAUAGACUCCUUUCUGGGGGUGAUCUGAGCAUCAUCCAGCCAGGCCACCCAGCAGCUGGGAGAAGGGGGUGCAGCCAGGGGCGGGCAUGUUGCUGUCUGUGCUAAAGGAAAGCUGACGUGGAAGUUCCUGUAAUAAAUGUCACAAUAAAACGAAUGAAUGAAAAUGGUUAGGAUGUUACAGAUAUAUAUUUCCUAAACAAUUUAUCCCCAUUCCUUGGUUUAUUCUGAUUUCAUAAACAGAAGCUGAGGCCAGCAGAGGGAGGAGGGAUUCCUCUCCACUCCUUUCCAGUUUCAGUCUGAGGCUUACAGAACUUGCUUACGGAGAUUUGCCCAAAUUCAAGCUGUGACUGUAAGGGGAAAUAGAAUGUCUGCUGGACGAAGGGCUGUGUUGCCCUAGAAUGGAAAAUGUUUUGUCAUUCAGUUGGUUGUGUGGCGGCAGAAUUUGAAAUCUCAUGGACCUAGAAGCACAGGCUUCCCAGCUCCUCUCUGUGGUGGGAAUCAAUGUAAAAUGGCUACAACUUGACUCUGAAAUCUAACCCAAUUUAAAGAAAUGUCAAGGAAGCCAGCUCUCAGAUUGAGUGGACAAGGUACUCUUGUACUUUCCUAAUGAGUACUUCCUGUUGUUUGUUGAUAGCAAUGUUCUGAAAUCUGGGUUCCAACCAGUGCCUCUAACAUCUGCAAACCUCAGUAGAGGGUUCUGCAAAAAAUGCAUUGGGUUCCUGAGGUAAAGACAACCUGGUGGGAUGUCUGCUGGCUGCAGGAUGUGCCAGAAGAAAAUUUCAAGUGGAAGAACCAAGAAGUCCUUUUGAGGCCAAUUUUCUAAUUGAGUGUUCUGACUCAACCUGGCUCCCUUGCCUUGGACUCCUAAAUGGUAUGUGCCCAACCUCUAGAUGUAGCACAAGGAUACAGGACUGAGGUUACCUGGGCGAGGCCUGUGGCCCCUGGAAUCCAGCCUAGUGGGGAGCUGUGGCUACCCCCUGACUAAGUUAGGUUCUGGAAAUACUGGGGUACUGUUUGCUUUUUCUUUUUUCUUCUCCAGUAGCUUGGGCUGCAGUCUUCAUUCAGUCAGUUUACCAGAAAAGUGUCACCAUUUUCUGUACUGUCUAGUCUAUUGGCAGAUCUGAUGCUUUGCUGUGACUCCCUUUUCUGGUGCAAGUUUUCUCACAUUUAUGCCCUGCUGGCCUCUGGCAGCGCCAUGUGUACAUUUAAACAUGUGAAUAGUUGUUACAAAGCAAAGAAUAAUUUAUAUCCCUUGGAAGUGCCCUUUAGACCCUCCUUCAGUUCCUUGUUCAGCACAGUGAGCUUGCUUCCCUUCAACCUGUUUGUUUUCUUAUUUAAGACUAUUUAUUAAUGAUUGGACAAAUGUACCUUUAGCUGUUUUACAGAGCAGCCUUCAGUGAAAAUCAUGUAUAAAUAGACAAAGUAAAAAGGCUUUUUUGGCUUUGCAAUAAUAAAAGGAGACAUUUGGUUCUGGUU
Erinaceus europaeus (western European hedgehog) is the source of this 3686-nucleotide messenger RNA. RefSeq names its product bone morphogenetic protein 7 (gene BMP7). Gene Ontology annotation, cellular component: extracellular region. Gene Ontology annotation, biological process: SMAD protein signal transduction. Gene Ontology annotation, molecular function: growth factor activity; cytokine activity. Lineage: Eukaryota; Metazoa; Chordata; Mammalia; Eulipotyphla; Erinaceidae. The transcript has 7 exons. The coding region runs from base 594 to 1889 and encodes 431 amino acids. The record is from RefSeq and is a predicted model, not a curated record.